Phytophthora sojae is the source of this 429-nucleotide messenger RNA. RefSeq lists its product as hypothetical. The transcript has a single exon. NCBI's taxonomy places the organism in Eukaryota, Oomycota, Peronosporomycetes, Peronosporales, Peronosporaceae. The coding region runs from base 1 to 429 and encodes 142 amino acids. The record is from RefSeq and is a predicted model, not a curated record.
AUGACGACCAGCGCCUACUCCUCCUGGCUGAACAAGCGCGAGUUCAAGCUGCCGCGGACCCGUGCGAGGUUGGUCUCUCCAGCUGAUAAGGAAAAAGAAGAAGGCUCAUGCAAGACGCCAGAGAAAACACAAGAAAACGCCGCACCCGAGGCCUCUGCCACGACCAGAAAGAGACCGCGGGAGUCUGACGUCUCCAAGCUGCCGGCACUGCGGUCGCUCAAGCGGCGACUAGAGGAGACAGAGGAGACGCCUAUAAGGAAGGAGAAGAGAAAUCGUGGUGAUGGGUCUCAGUCUAAUGUCAUCGCAGUGCGAACAGGGAAACACUCGGGACAUCAGAAGCAGCACAAACAGCAGCAGAAGAAUAAGAAGCCUGUGCUUCUGGACGAAUCCUGCUACUGGCUGGCGGUGCAACGCUUCUCUCAACUGUAG